AUCUUUCCUGGCACAAGAAUGCCCAUCGUCUAUGCCCUUGUAUCCCGCGGGAAGACCGUGUUGGCAGAGUACACGGCGUCGUCGGGCAACUUUCCGACUGUGACCCGGGUCCUCCUCGCCAAGAUCCCGACCGAAGACAGCAAAAUGUCCUACGUCUACGACCAGCACAUCUUUCACUACGUCGUGGACAACGGAAUCACGUACCUGUGCAUGGCCGACAACGACUUCAAGCGCCGGGUGCCGUUCCAGUUUCUCGAAGACCUCAAGAACCGUUUCCUAGCGACGUACGGCGAACGCGGUCAAACGGCCAUCGCGUUCGCCAUGAACGCUGAGUUCCAACAUGUCAUUCAACGGCAAAUGGAGUAUUACAAUGCGAGCCCCGACGUCGACACGGUAGCACGGGUGCAGCAGUCGCUCGAUGACGUCAAGGACGCCAUGGUCGAGAACAUCGAAAAGGUGCUGGAUCGUGGUGAAAAGUUCGAACUCCUUGUUGACCGCACCGACAAGUUGAGCCAGCAGUCGUUUGUGUUCAACCGAAAGGCGAAGAAGCUGCGCAAGACGCUGUGGUGGCGCAGCGUCAAAAUGUGGGCGUGCCUUGGGGUGGUGGGCCUGGGCAUUUUGUACUUUGUUAUUGCGAUGGCGUGUGGGUUCGACCUUAACGCGUGCAAGAGCGGACACAAACUGACCAACUCGUUGCGCGAUAUUUAAGCUCUCAACUCAAACGAUUUUGCUGCAAUGCCGUUGGUUUGCUUGGCCCUGUCGCAGCAGCUAGACGGCGGCAUCAAACGGAGGUCCGUUGCGUGACGUGUCACGCGUCGGACUUGGUGGCACCGCCGCUCCAGACGCUGAAGGCAUCACGCUCGAGGUUUUCGAUUGCUAGAAGCAAGCGUAAUCGGGUGACAAGCCAUCGUUGCGACGUAUUCGCCG
This is a messenger RNA of Aphanomyces invadans, 927 nucleotides long. RefSeq lists its product as hypothetical. Gene Ontology annotation, biological process: vesicle-mediated transport. NCBI's taxonomy places the organism in Eukaryota, Oomycota, Saprolegniomycetes, Saprolegniales, Verrucalvaceae. Gene Ontology annotation, cellular component: membrane. The record is from RefSeq and is a predicted model, not a curated record. Bases 19 to 708 code for a protein of 229 amino acids. The transcript is spliced from 7 exons.